AUGUCACCAUCGACGAUUCAUUCCACUUCUUCAUCCGUCUCACAGGAUCAUCCACUUCAGAAUGGCUACAUUCCACCACAUGUACAGAAUGCCUAUCAACAAAAUGUCUGGGUGCAAAGAGGCAAUGGAGCUUUUCAUCAAUCGGCCAUGCAUUGCAACAGUUUGCCCCGAUUGGAGAAGAAACAUAGGAAGCAGCGACCCGAAGAACCAAUCUGCACUCCGAGAAGAUUGAGUGAACUUGAACGCAAGAGACAGUACCGAAUAGCCCUUAACUUUUUCAAUAAGAAACCAGAGCGAGGAAUUCAACUCUUGAUUGCCUGGGAGUUUGUCGAUGAAAGCGCGGAAAGUGUAGCAAAGUUGUUAUUUGGCCGUCGCGGUUUGAGCAAACAAAUGAUUGGGGAAUAUUUGGGCGUUUUGCGAUCUACGUUCCACAAGUGCGUACUCGAGUACUUCCUCGCCGAAGUGGACAUCCGUGGUCUGGACGUCGACGUGGCGUUGCGAAAGUGCAAUCACUUUUUUCGAUUGCCCGGAGAAAGUCAAAAGAUUGAGCACAUCAUGGAGAACUUUUCUUUGCACUACGCCCGAUCGAAUCCAGCUCGUGCUUUGCAAUUUCAUGGAGGCCACAAGACGGUGUUCAUUUUGUCCUACGCUAUUAUCAUGUUGAACACGGACUUGCAUAAUAAGAACGUGAAACAGUCGGAAAGGAUGAAAAAGGACCAAUUUAUUAACAACUUGAGAGGAAUCGAUGAAGGAGGGAAUAUUGACAGAGACAUGUUGGGGGCGAUUUAUGAUCGAAUCAAAGAAGAGGCUUUUCAACCAGGAGAUGAUCACGUAGCACAAGUGGCAAGAGUGGAGAGCGCUAUUCUUGGACAAGGAAAACCGCGUCUUUCCGAAUCCCAUCGAAGAUUGGUUUGCUACUGUCGACUUAACCAGAUUGUUGACAUAUCAAAAAAGCAACCAUCAACAAGCCACGAAAGAGAUGUGUUUUUGUUUAACGAUAUGAUUGUGAUAACAAAAGCUUCCGGAGUUCGUCGGCAUUCACCAUCACAACAAUACACCCUCCGGGCUCAUUCAUCACUUUUUGGAGCUCGAGUUGAGACCUUUUCUCGUGGAACUUAUGACUUCGGGAUUCGAUUGACUACUCCAGAUCAUCAAACUUUGGAUUUUAAUGCAAGAAAUCACGACGAUCGUUGCCGUUUUGUUGCUGAUGUCGGUGAAUCAAUUCUCGAAUGUCACGGAAUGGAAUCUGUGCGAAUUGAGUUGGAGAUGGAGAGAAUAUCGCUGCGUACGGACUCUCAACGGGACUCUGGUCUUCCGGACGCUGCGAUCUUGCGAGAAGCGGAGCGUGAGAAAAGCAAUGGACGACUUGAGACGCAACGUUUACGCGAUCGCGAAAGGAGGGAAGCUAGAAGAGAUGAACGAAAAACGAGGGACACUUCAAAGGAGAAGCGGCAGAAAGGGGAGCCAAGAUCACCGAGCCGGAGUCGAAGCAUCGAAAUUAUCGAUGUCUCAUCGAAGAGCGUGAAAGAAAAGAAGAAGAAAGAAGAAAAACAAAAGAAGAAGGAUCGAAAUCGCAAAAGCCGAAGCGGAAGUCGACAGGAUUCAAAGAAGAAGCACAUAAAAGAAAAAACGAAACACGAAGAC
Messenger RNA from Mesorhabditis belari, 1644 nucleotides. The record is from the annotation of a GenBank genome assembly. Lineage: Eukaryota; Metazoa; Nematoda; Chromadorea; Rhabditida; Rhabditidae.